AUGAUGGCUCAAGUGCGUCCCCGCGUGGUUCGCCCACACGGUGUUGGCCGUAGGGAUCUGUGGGAUUCCAUCACCAGCGCUGUCGGCAACGCCUUUGACCCCCAUGGCAAGGACGCGCAGUCAACAUCAACAUCAACCAAGGAGCAGCAGCACAAGACAAAGACCAAGACAGUCCUGACAACAGACGCCCCGAGCACGUAUACUGGCCCGCUGACGACCAAAACGCAACCCACAAAACCGGCCGCAAAGACAACAGAGACCACGCCAACAAAAACCGCCACAACAUCCGCCAAGGCCGCGACAACAAAAACUACCAGCAAAGCGGCUGCCAAGACCAGUGACACGACUUCGGAGAAUGCCAAAGAUCUGCCAAAAUCCAUAGCCGCGACGACCGCACCGAAUUCGGAAACAAGACUGGCUGUUGACACGACAAAGCCAACAACCACCACCAGCGCAUCACCAACACUCGCUGCUGCCUCCGCAACAAACACCGCAACCGCGUCUUCUGGCAGCAGCACCGGAGCCAAGGCAGGCAUUGCCAUUGGUGUCCUGGCAGGUGUCUUCUUUGUCUUCGCAAUCAUCUUCUUCCUGUUCCGCAGGCACCGGAAACAGGUGGAAGACCGGCGGGUAGCCGACGACGAGAAGAACGGGCCGUUCGCCGAUAGCGCAGCGAUUGGUGGUGCUCCGAGGUCCCGGUUAAGUCUCAAGCCGGUUGCUCAGUUCCUGGGCGGUGCCGGUGCCGGUGCCGGUGCUGGUGCUGCUGCUGGUGCGGCUGCAAACUCACAAUAUGACAAUGGCUUCCCCAGCCGCCGCCAGAGCCGUGGUGCCAACAUCGCCAUGCGGGACCAGCCGCCAAUGAGCGCCCGCAGCCAGCCGGGCAGUGCGUGGGAGCGCCCCAUAACGGGCAACGACCGCAACAACCCCUUUGGCGACGGUGCCCAGCGCCUCACCUCGGCGUUUUCGACUGCCCAACACGGCUUCCCUGGCGCAAAUCCGCAAGGGCCAGAUGCCAACGGUGUCUCGCCCGUCUCUCCUGGCGGUGCAGGUACUGCUUUCGCUGGCGGCGCUGCUGCCGGUGCCGCAGCUGGCAUGCUGACGCGCAAGGCGUCCACGCGCAAGGAUGGACCCAAUGCACUUGACCUGACGCUGCCUGCACCCAAUAGCAACAACAGCAAUCUAGGCCCCGUCCCCCCGAGCCCAGCAGCCACCGAAUACAGCAUGCACUCAAUGGCAACCAGUACGGCCGCGGUUGUCUCCGCUGGUGGCGCUGCGAUCGCAGCUGCUGGUGGCCCCCCUGUGUCUACGGUCCACCGUGUCCAGCUCGACUUCAAGCCCACGCUUGACGAUGAACUGGAUCUGCGUGCCGGUCAACUUGUUCGCCUUCUGCACGAGUACGACGAUGGAUGGGCUCUCUGCAUUCGCCUUGACCGUUCUAAGCAGGGUGUCGUCCCGCGUACCUGUCUGUCUACGCGUCCUGUGAAGCCCCGUCCUCUCCAGGGCGGUGGCCGGGCAGGCCCGCCUGUCAACCCUAGCGGUCGCCCCAUCACACCCCAGGGAGGUCCUUUCGGUCCUGGACGCAUGCCCGGCCCCAUGGGCGGCCCAAUGGGAGUCCCUGGCUCCAUGGUUCCUGGUCAGGGUGGCCGGCCACAGUCGCCUGCCAACCGCCCAAACACGCCACAAGGCGGCCCGCCGUCGCAGAAGAUGAUGAACGGCCAGAUGCGUCCGCAGUCGCCCUAUGGCGGCCCUCCCGGCGGCCCCCGUUCUGCGUCCCCUGCCACCAUUGGUGCUCGGUCCGUGAGCCCCUUGUCCGGCAGCAUCGGCCGCCCUCAGUCACCUGCCGAGCUCUCUGGUGCUUCCAGCGGUACCAGUGGUAGCCAGCCACAGAGCCCUGCCAGCACGGGGCCCCACAAUAUUACGCCGCCAGGGCCGAGCCCGGUCAACAAGCCAGUGCGCCCGACCAACUCGAUUGGUCGCAAGCCUGUCCCUGGCCAAGCCUUGUAA
Messenger RNA from Sporothrix schenckii 1099-18, 2001 nucleotides. RefSeq lists its product as uncharacterized. Lineage: Eukaryota; Fungi; Ascomycota; Sordariomycetes; Ophiostomatales; Ophiostomataceae. Gene Ontology annotation, molecular function: protein binding. The record is from RefSeq and is a predicted model, not a curated record. The coding region runs from base 1 to 2001 and encodes 666 amino acids. The transcript has 2 exons.